AUGGAUGUAGAUUUACUACGACCGGGCACUGUGCCCAUAUCCCCUGACACAGUAUUUUGGUUUGAAUUUUUAUUAGACCCCAAUUUAUUGAAGAAACAUUUAAGUAAACCCAACCCAGAGCCAUCAGCGUGUGACUUAAUAGAAGAAUUCCUGACAGUAGACACUAAAAAUGCCAACUCGAAACCAACAAGUGAACGGGUGGUUGAUGUUGAUGCACCUCCUAGUCCUCCAUCUACGAGCACUCCUACAUUACAGUUCACACGCAAACAACUUGCUUUAAAAAUCCUUGCACUAAAAGUUGCAUCAACAUUAAACUGGAAUUUAGAUAUAUUUGAAAGAAAGCUUCCUCCACCAACUCAACAACAUCUAAUGCAAGAUCUGGUUUAUAUGGCCACAGAUACUACUUUUGCGGUACCACCACAGGAAACAACACCAGAACUCUUACAAAAACCACAGGCACAAUUUGCCCUCACUUUAUACCAUAGAUGGGUGUUAAGAUUUCCAGUCAAAGCUGCUCUAUAUUCCAAAUCAGCAAAAAUGUCUUUAGUUCAUAUGCCUGGAAUGCAAGGAGAUACUACCUACAACCCAAUGAAUCAAAAUUUUGAAAAAAUCUUGCGAAUGUGCGAAGCAUCACGUAUGCAAAGUAUUAAAUACCUAGACAGUGUGUUAUCAUUUUACGACACUACGUUAGGUCGUAGAGAACCCCUUAAAAUUAAAAUCCCCGUAAUGGAAGCAUUUGCUCAUCUGACAGAAGAUUCUGAUGAACUAAAUCACAAUUGGGAUGCUGGAGACAUUCUUAUAAGCCAGUAUGAACUAGCCAUGCAAAUACAUUUCGAUUUAUGCUACAACUAUUUCUUUUACGGUCAGCAUGAUUUAGCCAAACAACAUAUUUUGGGGUGCAGGGAGAAUUCAGACCUUCUAGAAAAAGAAAUAUCAAUCUCUGGUUAUGGCACACACAAAACUAUGCCAUGGGGUGAAUUCUACUAUGCAAGUAUGACUAAAGAUGACAUUUUAGGUUACAUAAGGGCAUUGAAUCUUGGUUACGAAGUUUUGAAUGAGGAACCAACACUCUUACAAAAACUUCAAGAAUCAAUAGCUAACCAUUACACAGGGAUAAUAGCUAUCUUACAGGCAGAUAAUCUGGUGCGAGAAAUACCAAUGGUUCAUAGAGAGGUUGUGGAGCUUGAUAUUCAAGGCUCUGCUUCGAGUGGAGCGUUUACAGUAGCUAGAGAUCUAUUGAAUAGAGUUUCAGCCCUUAAUGCAGUUAGAUAUGCUCUUGAAGGGGGUAUACCCUCUACACAUCCAGACUUUUUGAACAAAUUUAAAAGUUUGGGCAUUAAGUUUUUCGAUUUACUAUUUUGGGCUCUAGCGCCGGUGUUAACGUCCAAUCUAUCUGACGAUGACUGGGAAAAGCUUAAAAUAUUCUUUCUCCAUCUGGCUACUUCACAGUGCAAAAUACCCAUUGACAAAAUAGAUGAAUACCUAAAAAAAUAUGUCGGUGAAUCAGCAGAAAUUAUAAGAAAAAGAUUAAUAUCUAACGAGCAUUUAAGUCGAAUAUUAAAUGAUCCAAAUAACAUAGACGACGAAAACAUAGAUCUUCCAAGAGAACUUUUAACUGAUGAUUGGGAAACGCCCGAUUUUGAAUUCAAGCCUGUACCAGAGUUGGAAAUGGGGAAAUUGAAAAAGCGCCUAAUUGAGGCAUCAACGGCGGACGAUGUCCGUAUGUGCUUAGUAAAGUUAGCAACAAUGGCGCCUUCUUCGCCUUUAUGGAAACUUAGUCCUUCAUGGAAACCUCCUGGUGGUUUAGAGACUGCUUUGAUAUCUUUACCACGAGGAUUUUUGCAAGACUUUGGAUAUGUAGUAUCGGGUGCGGCUAGAGCUCGAGCAGAGGCAGGGUGUGCGCGAACUGCUUUAUCUCUGCUUUCAGUGUUAGAAGGGGAAGCUAGAAGUCAAUUAGGUGGUGGAUCAGACCCUACAUUAUACCGUCUCUGUCGCCACUUAUCCUGGGAAGUGCUUUUACUUCAAGUUAAUGUAGUGAUGUCCGAGUGGCCUCAUCACCGUAUCAAUUUGACGGUCUUAGCUAAUAAAUGCAAAGCAUGUAUAGCGGCGGCUACAUCUACUGACAGUAUCGUUCCUCGACCUCAAGUCAUUGAAGCAUGCUGGAUUUGCUUAGUGAAUGCUUGCGAGUGGGAAGGGGCGGGUGUAGUGAAUGGACCAGGGGAGGUGGCCGCGGCUCUGUGUGCUGCUUGCUUUGAGCUGCAAAGAGGGAAAGGUGUUAGAAAGUUCCCCAGGCCAUUGUGGGACUAUGCACUUUCGAUAUAUAGCAAUGGAUCAAACGGCGCUGUUAAACGGUCAGCCGGUGGGGCGCCUUCACAUUCACGGGACACAAACGCGGCUGAAGCACGUAACGCCUUCAACGCCUUUCUUUCGACUCUUCGCGAGCCCCUCGCAGUCAGUGUGAUGAUGUCCUUGCUAGCUAGAAUCCAUAACCUACUUAUAGACGAUAGCUCCUUGGAGCUGGUAGUAGAAUAUACAAACCUGUGGCCAUCCAAUAUAUCCAAUAUGAACAAUUACAACAUAAAACACGUACUGGAGUCUUUGACAGAUUUACUGGAAAGGAGCUUGAAGUUGUAUCCAUAUAAUACGUCAUGGUUGCGUCUCUACGGCGAUGUAGAGAUGGCAUGUGGCAGAUGGGCGGCGGCUCUCCGUCGCUACCUGUGCUCGUUGGCAGCGGCCACAUGGCACUUUGCCAAGCGCGCGCCGGACGAGGGCGCGCUGGCGCGUCGCGCGGCGCGCUGCUGCCAGGCGCUGGCCGCGCCCACGCAAGCUGUGGCGCUCUGCCAGCUACCAGAGGAACCUGAUUACCCUACCGCCUUCAAAUGUCUCGCUGAAAAGACGGGUAACGCAGUAGAUGCAAUGGAUGGGUACUAUGGGUGUCUAUGGGAUGGCACUCUUUUAGAGGUCGCAGUGGCGCUACACGCUAGGAGGGGUGAGGGCGGGAGACGUGCGCGCGCGGUCAAGGCGGCCGGCGCCCUGGAACUAAACGCGAAUAACAGUGAGGACAUACAAAGAGAAGCCGCAGCGAUACGACGUGCUAGACUCCUGAGAGCACUUACUAACCAAUAUGUCGCU
This is a messenger RNA of Brenthis ino (lesser marbled fritillary), 3132 nucleotides long. Lineage: Eukaryota; Metazoa; Arthropoda; Insecta; Lepidoptera; Nymphalidae. The record is from the annotation of a GenBank genome assembly.